Messenger RNA from Apus apus (common swift), 1615 nucleotides. Its product is annotated as procollagen galactosyltransferase 2-like. The record is from RefSeq and is a predicted model, not a curated record. The transcript has 2 exons. Gene Ontology annotation, molecular function: procollagen galactosyltransferase activity. Bases 375 to 839 code for a protein of 154 amino acids. NCBI's taxonomy places the organism in Eukaryota, Metazoa, Chordata, Aves, Apodiformes, Apodidae.
GCAUUUGCAUCAUCCUCCUGAAGUGGAGGACCACAGCCCUGAAGGCUCCAAACAGCUCCUGGCCCCUGAGCCCUUGGCCCCAGAGCCCCUGACACAGAGGAUCUGACAUAGCUCAGUCCUGGGGCUUGGACCAUGUCAUCGUAGCUCCCUUGUGAAGCCUUUCACAGCUGUGCCACCCACUGGGUUAAGAAUUUGAUGUCUGGGAGUGGUGCAGAAUAGAAAUCCGCGAACCUGGUCAGGGUUUCCUUCUUGGAUUGACCCUUUGCCCUUCCCUACUUGACCCAAACGUUUGUGUGGUCCUAGUCACUGCAGAUGUGCUUUGGUUCCAGCUCCCAUGGUCCUUUCCCCCUUUAAGCUCCAUUGGCUGGAAAAGGAUGCAGGUGCAGGAGCCUGAGAAAGCAGUUCCCAAUGUCAUGAACCUGGUGGAAGCUGAUGACUCCUGCUGGUCCCUGGGGCAGGCAAUCACUUUCCAAGGGGCUCAGAAACUCACUGGAGCAGAGGCUUUCAGCAAGAUGCUGCCUGUGGGUGAAUUUCUGCUGGUCAUGGACAACAAGCACCCUGUAGCAAAGUACCUGGAGUGCUCUGAGUCCAGAGACUUGAAAGCGUUUUCUGCAGAACCCCUCCUUGUUUACCCCACCCACUACCCUGGGCCACCAGGCUACCUCAGUGACACAGAGAGCUUGACCAUCUGGGGCAAUGAAACCAUGUCAAGGGACUGCGACAGAACACGCUCCUGGACAUCCCAGCAGCAGGGUGAGAUCCACAGCGACGCCCAGAGCGAGGAUGCCCGGCCUUCCCAGUCAUCUCUCAACGUGCCGUCCUCCAGGGAUGAACUAUGACUGCCUGCUUUCCCUGGGACUCUCCUGACAGCUGAACCUGCUUUAGCUUUUCACUCUGGAAAGCUGUAGAGCAGCUCUUCAUGUGGUCUCCUUCCCACGGUUUUGAACAGCAAAGCACAGUGGUUGGUCCUGACAACUAACCAAGCCCCUUGGUCUGGGUAGGAGAUGGUGGUGAAAAGCUUGGUGUGGCCUUCAGAAGCAGGACAUCUGUGUGCUGGUGAACAUCCAGCUUGCUGUCAUAUUUCCCCGUGGAUGCGAGUACCAUGUUAGUAAGUUGUUCCAUCACCUCGUGCUUCCCUUGGGACUGUGGCUCAUGUUGCACCACAGCUGUUUCUGCAGGCCCUUGGUAAUGCUGUUUGGGGGCUAGACAGCUACUGGAGCUGUGGUGGGAAAGGUGCACCAGAAGAGCAGGGUCCCAGCUUGGCGUAACGCCCGUGGCCACAGUCUAGCUGAUUGGUUGUUUUAUCUUUAUGCACAGGGGGUGGGUGUGGACAGAAAUGUCUAUUUAGCAGGUUCUGCCUGUGCUGACAAGGGCUGGUUUUGUCUGUGUUUUCGGUUCCUUGGCAGCUUUUUUUCUGCUCAGAAUUAACUGUGUUUUGCAAAAGCAGGAUCCAGUUGAAACACUUGGUGUUUUUCUGCUGUUUUUUAUCCACUUUCCAUGCACUUAUUUUAUCUUUGACUUGCCUAAUGGGCUUCAAAACUGAGCACAGGUGGGAACACCAGCUUGACCCACCCCUGAGGCUUUUAUCCAUCCUUUUUUGUUCUUUUUUUCUUUU